Dreissena polymorpha is the source of this 5323-nucleotide messenger RNA. RefSeq names its product transmembrane protein 179-like. NCBI's taxonomy places the organism in Eukaryota, Metazoa, Mollusca, Bivalvia, Myida, Dreissenidae. Bases 114 to 800 code for a protein of 228 amino acids. The record is from RefSeq and is a predicted model, not a curated record. The transcript is spliced from 5 exons.
CGACUGUACUGUAACUAAUAAAACUUCUGCCAUAGGAGGAUGUUAACUUUCCAAACAGGAAGUUUUUUUUCAUAAAAAAUAGUGUUCCCUGAAUAAUUUCUUAUCGAUACACCAUGGCUGUGUGUGAUUUUCACAUUUUAGCUCAAGCAAUUCUAUAUUUCUUUGCUGUUAUUGCUGGUUUUGUUGUGGCAAUCCCCAUCGGUGUGAAUAGGAUAAACUUUAAAGGAAAUUGUAUUCUGUAUGCAGACACAAAAUGGAGCAAUAAUGAGUUCCUUAUUCCUUCGAGCAACGCUGGAAACUGUAACUUCCCUAUCUACUUCAGCGUAUUUGGUCUCAUAUUCUACGGCCUUGGUCUUGGAUUGUACAACAUGUACGCAGUGAUUCGCUCAAGAAAAGACCCUGCAUUUGGGUCUCAGAUGUGGGUGAUCCCAUUCAUGGUACUUAACGCUGUGCAGGUCACCAUCUCCCUGGUUGUGGCGUGCAUGGUGUCAGUGGGACUGCUUACCCUCUGUAAUGGACUAACCGGGGAAGGCAAGCUCAAAAAUUGCUGGGAUAGAGAAAACUCUGAAUUCAAAAAGGUGGAUACCGGUGAUACAUUUAACUCUGGCAACUAUUACAAGCUGCUCACAACUGCCCAGGCAGGAGCUUGGAUAGCGUUUCUGAUCUGGAUCAUACAGUUAGUUCUGUCUGUGUUGAGAUUCAUACGCAACCGACGGCAAGGCUCCGGAGCCAUGAUGGACAAGGCACAGGCAGGGCAGGGGUCAACUACCAAGAUCGCUGAAACAGAACCAACCUCCUAGACCAUUUAUUGGAUAAAUUGUAGUGGCUUUGGGAUUUAAAAAAAGGGAUUAUUUUUACAAGAUUUGGACUUUUGUUGAAUGCAUUAAGACAUAAUUGAAAACAAAACACAUAGCCUUUAUGUCAAACAAUCCUGAAACUUACGCAUGAUAACGCAGCAAAUUCCUAAAAUGAUUGCGAUAACAUUGCAAAAGCUGCUCAUUUGAAAUUGUUUGAAAUUCCUUCCCUUUGGAGAACAGGUGAGAGACCUUUUGCCCUCUUGUUUAGUCCAGGACUCUUAGUUCUUGAAAUCUCAAUCAAAGUUAUUAUAUCUCCUUUUUAUAAAUAAUACAUCUUUAUUUUUUAAGUUUUUAUAUUGCCUUGCUUUUGAAUCACUUUUUUAAAUUCUGUUCUCUGUUCAUGUACAUGAUUUUAUUGUUGUUGUUAAUUAUGUUUGAUUGUUAUUGUUACCUUUAUUGUUAUCUUUUUCCACUCGUACUCAUGUGCUGCCUUAUCAAAAUGAAGUGGUCUUUUUUAAUGUGUAAAUUUAAAUUUUCUUUGUACAAAAAGUAAUUGUCACAUUUAUCGUUAUCUUUUUGCACUCAUACGCAUGUGCUGCCUUAUUAAAAUUGAGAGGUCUAUGACAUCAUGUUUAUUGUCCCCUACCGGUUUGCGCUUUGUGUGUCAGUCUGUCCGUCAGUCUGUCACACUUUUCUGGAUCCUGCGAUAACUUUAAAAGUUCUUAAUAUUUUUUCAUGAAACUUGAAACAUGGAUAGAUGGCAAUAUGGACAUUAUGCACGUCAUUUCAUUUUGUUCCUACGUCAAAAAUUCUGGUUGCUAUGGCAACAAAUAGACUAGAAAUACUGCUGAAAAUGGUGGUUUUCUGGAUCCUGGGAUAACUUAAAAAGUUCUGAAUAUUUUUUCAUGAAACUUGCAACAUGGAUAGAUUGCAAUAUGGACAUUAUGCACGUCAUUUCAUUUUGUUCCUACGUAAAAUAUUGUGGUUGCUAUGGCAACCAAAAAACUUUUUUAAAAAUCUGAAAAUGGUGGAAUUUCUGACAAUAGUGGAGCCGGUAGGGGACCAUAUUGCUUGACAAUAGCCUUGUUUGAAUUCAUUUUUCCAAGUAGUCAUUGUUACAUUCAAUGGUCAUUUUUGUACUCAUUCUCAUGUGCUGCCUUAUUAAAAUGAAGUGGUCUUUUUAAAUGUGUUUAUUGAAACUCUACUUGUACAAGUAGUCAUGUUACAUUUAUUGUUAUAUUUUUGCACGCAUACUCAUGUGCUGCUAUUAAAAUUGAGAAGUCUAUGACAUUGUGUUUAUUUGAAUUCAUCUUUCCAAUUAGUCAUUGUUACAUUGAAUGGUCUCUUCUUGCAUUCGUUCUCAUGUGCCCCCUUAUUGAAAUGAAGUGCUAUUUGCCAUUGUGCUAAUUUAAAUUCUCUUUGUACAAGUUUUUUAAUUGUUUUCGGAUUUUCACAAGAAAGCAAUACAACUGUUCAUCAAUUAAUACUCUUUUAAUUUGAAAUGUUAAGAUAUAUUUUGGUAAGGAAGUUAAAGUUGUAUUACUUGAUAACAAGUUCAUCCUAGUUUUCAAAAUGUGUAUUGCAACAUAUCAUCAUAACAAGUAUGUUGGUUUAACAACGUCCAAAAACUUAUCACAAAAUCAUUAUUGUCAAGUUUAAUUGUAAUUUAUUAAAGUGCCUUUUGUUUAAAGAAUUGUAAUUAGUCUAUGCGUUGAAAUGAUGAUGUAAUCAACUCACAUUGAAUUUUAAAAAAUCGGUUUUGAAUGAUGUCAUAAAUCCAAAAGCUGUCUUGCUAUACAUUAUUUUACAAGUUUAAAAAAGGUUUUCUCAUGAAACAAAAUUACCUUGGUCUAUGAUUGGUAAAUUUGAGUAGUUUUUUCAUGUCCCUGUAUCUUCCAAAUGUCCUUUUUAAGAGCAUAUUGGCUAUUAAUGUUAUUUUGUUGAUAACUAACAAUUCUGUGGUAACAUAAAUUUGUCAUAACAUAGAUUAUUAGAUUUGUGUAUGCGUUAAACAGUUUGAUACUGGUCAAUUGUUUUGCUCUCAUCUUUGUGAAAAUUUGGAUGAAGCAAGCUUGCAUAGAGAAAUUUUGGAUAAAGCAAGAUUGCUUGGAAAACUAUUUUGGAAAUGUAUUUACGGCUAGCUGGGUCACAGUCAAAGUCACUGUUAUUUAAAAGAAAAAAAACUGUUUAGCUCAAUAACUUCAGUUUGGAUGGUUGUGAUUCACUGAUAUUAGUAUGUAGUAUACUUACAUGCAGACAUAACUUGAGGGUGAUUUUGUGGCCAGUUGGUUCAAGGUCAAUUACAAAAACACAAAAAUGUUGAUCACAACUGUUAAAUAAGUUUUGUGAUAUUGUACUGAAAUUAGUAUGUAGGGAUGUUAUAUGUGGACCAAGUUCCAUUCUUAGCUUUUGGCGUAUUGCUCUUAAAUUUAGUAUGCAGGUCGUUUAAUUGCAUACCCAGCUUAGAAUAUCACAAUAAGUAAAACAAAAAUGAAUUUAUUAGUAAAACAUUGAAAACCCAGUGCCCAGUUGAAGAACAAUGAGCAAAUGUGCUUUUUCUUUGAUACUUACAUUUUAUUUAUUGGCAUUUUAAACUGCAUUGUGUUAUAUUUAUGUUUAUCUCUAUGUACAGCUGAAAUGUUAUGUAAAUAAUUUGUGUUGAUUCUCUUAUUUUUGUUCAUAUAACAAAUAUUACUGGUAAGGAACAAUGUAUUAUAACUGUUAAUGUGUAUAUAUUUGCCAUAUUGUGACUUUAUGCACAAUUGAUAAACUCUCAGCAUUAUUCGCUUCAAAGCAUUCUUUGUCUCAAUUAUUUCAGAGCUUGAGCCCAUUCUGGCAAGUUAGCGAAGUCACUAGCCCAAAGCUCUGUUUCAAACCUGAAGUACCUUGAAAAUGCAAUAUAUUUUCACUAAACCUUUCUAAACUAAUUUAGAUACUAAGAAAAGUUUGUGCUUGGAAUACAUCUAUUUAGUUAACAACUAUAACACCACAUGUAGACUGCUAGUUUGACUCAUAUACAUAAGUCAGAAUUAUUUAUAAUUGUAUGCUACAAAACACACUAGUUAGAUAGCCUUGUGACUUCACUUAAUUUAAAUGUGUAUAUUGCUUUAAUGAUACUUGCUGAUCACAAGCUACAAAUGUCUCCAAAAAAUGCUGCACUUCAAUUUAGGCCAUUAGAAAAACAUAUAAUAAGCAUGUUUGGUAGUAACAAUUGACAUUGUUAUCGUGUUUGUUUAUUAUCCCGCGCCAUAGGCGGAGGGAUAUUGUUUGUCCGUCCAUCACGCCGUCCGUCCGUCUUUUCGUCCGUCCGUCCAUCCGGAGCCCUAUCUUGGAAGUUCUUUGGCAGAUUUCAUUGAAACUUGGUAUGAGUAUAUAUAUGGAUAAUAGGAUGGUGCACGCCAAAUGGCAUCAAACACCAUCUGUUAAUAAUAGAGUUAUGGCCCUUUGUAUCUUGAAAAAACUGCAUUUUUGUGUGUCCAGAGCCAUAUCUUGGAAGUGCUUUGGCGGAUUUCACUGAAACUUGGUAUGAGUGUCCAGAAGCAUAUUGGUGGGGGAUAUCAAUUCAACGAGUUUGCUUGUUUUAAUUUGUAUUGCCUUUCAGGUGACCAGUUAGCAUCCCAUAUGAAACCCAUACUAAUAAGUAGUUUUAUGCAUUUCCUUCUAUUGUAUUCAUCUUUCCUAUACCAAUUACUAUAAGCAUUAGUGGUCUUGAUUGACUAUUUGUUAUAUGCAUCAAUAAAUUUCGUUGAAAUAUUGUUUAAGGAGUCUCAUUAAUGUCACACAUAAUUUGUUAGUUGUUGUUAAGGGAACAUUUGUUAUGUUUAAUUUUUUCAUUUGUAAAAGAUGUUUGAAUGACAACAUAAUACUCAAUGUAAAUCAUUUAAUAAUAUACUAUGCCAUACUUAACAUUCCAUUUUAUAUUAUAUUUAUUUUUUUGUCAAAAUCAUCAUAGACAUGUUUGUAAGUCAAACCAAGUUUCAACUACCAAUAUGCAUCUAAUGGAGGAUAUUUGUUGGUUCAGUGGAAUAUCGAUUUUUAUUCAUGAAAGAUCAUAGAAAAAUAUAUUUUCUAUGAUCACAAGUGAAUUAAAAUCGACAUUCCACCAAAUCCAACAAAUUUUCUUUUUAUUUUAUGCUUGUUUUCACCGUUUAUUUAAAUUGUAAACGAAUUUAACCAGAUAAUUUUGCUGGUAAAAUGAUAUCAUUUAGUAAAAAAAAGACCUCAUUUCACAGUAAAACAGUGAAAAAUAUCGAUAAUUUUCUCUGUUAUUUGUCACUGUUUGAAAUAGUGAAAUAUCAGGGUUUUUUUCACUGAUAUUUCUGUAUAUACCAUCAAAAAGCAUAAAAUAAAUGCUCAUAUUCUGAACAAGUAAUUGAAACAUGUAUUAUAUAUGGCAACAUGUUAAUCACCGAGCAUGUUUUUGUUACUAACAUUUCUUUGUUUAAUAUAUACUGUGCGAGGAGGAAUUUUUUACAAAUAAAUGAAAUGCUAACACUUUAGAUAUUUAUUAAAUAUAUUGAAAUAUA